AUGAAGGAACUUUUUAUCAGAUGGCAAGCUGUUUGUGGAGUUCCUGUUGAGAAAGGAGCUGCAAUAGCAAUGAGGUUCAUUGUCCAUUCUCUUGGAAUUCUCCUAAUGUAUUCGGAAAUGGAUAAGGUGGCAAACUCCCAGUCAGUUGUAGAGACUUACCUCCCUCCAAUAACAUUAGAACUAGACCACCUUGCCAAAAACAUUUUUAGGGUUUUUGAGGUAAUAAGCUUCUUGGAUUGGGCUUUACAUUCAGAAUCGGCCUCUGAAAUCGCCGACCUGAAGGCUACUAUCCACAAGAUGAUGUCCAAAAUGGCGGCCCUAAAAGGUAAGGAUAGUGACAGUGACACGUACAGUGAAUAUGUACAUCGUGACCAUUUUAGUAACUGGCAUGGCAUUGCAGAAGGAAGCAUAGGAUGCUCUCUUAUUGUUAUCUCUUCACCUUUUCAGAAAGGUGCUGAGUUUGGAGAGCCAGGGGGUACAGUGUACCUGGAGCACCCACCACUUUAUAGGUUAAUUAAGAAUGAUCUUUUCAGGAGAGAAGCAGAAAGUCUAGUAAAGCCAUCAAAAUUGAAGGAGGUAAACAAUAAUGAAAUUACUGACAUCCACAAUGAACAUGUUGAAAAGCACAAAUCUACAGCUACCCGACAUCUCAUAUUCAUACGACAUGGGCAGUAUAAUUUGGAAGGCAUCACCGAUAAUGACCGCUACUUGACACAGCUUGGGAGAGAGCAGGCAGCCUUAACAGGUGAACGCCUCAAAACACUUGGAUUCCCGUAUACAAAACUUGUGUUUUCCACAAUGACUCGAGCAACAGAAACGGCAAGAAUUAUUCUGGAAAAGUUAGGCGAAACAAAAGAUAUUGAACAUUGUGAUUUGUUACGGGAAGGUGCGCCAAUUCCUCCAGAACCACCUAUAGGAAGCUGGAAGCCAGAAGUGCACAAGUUUUUCACUGAUGGGGCACGCAUAGAAGCAGCCUUUAGAAAAUAUGUCCACCGUGCUCCGUAUACCCAAGAGAAAGAUAGCUACGAAAUAUUUGUCUGUCAUGCAAAUGUUAUUAGAUAUAUUGUUUGCAGAGCUCUGCAGUUACCACCAGAAGCAUGGUUAAGAAUGACUCUACACAAUGGCAGCAUGACACACAUUGUUAUCCGGCCUGAUGGGAGAGUUGGUCUUUGGCACCUUGGAGAAUGUGGAUACAUGCCCCCAGAGAAGCUAUCAAGGACUUAAAAUUUGUGUUGAUUAGUUCUGUGAAAAGUAUACUUUUAGGUCUAUAAGUUAUUUUGGGAUUUGGAUGUUUUGUUAAUACUAUAAUAAAAAAAAAUAGGGUCCAUUUAUAGUCUGUAUAACAAUGAUGUUUACAUGUACCCAUACUACGUUUUUAGAUUAUAAAUGCUUGCUUUUUCUUGCAAUGUAUAUUAUUUUAAUGGACUUAUUGUUUUUAUUUUUUCUUCACUUGUGUUUUAUGGAAUUAAAUUCUGCCUCAAACAUUAUUUCACAGAAAGUCUACAAAUUUAUGCUUUUAUUAAUAAACUUGGUAUAUUUGU
Molecule: messenger RNA, 1541 nt
Organism: Macrobrachium nipponense
Lineage: Eukaryota; Metazoa; Arthropoda; Malacostraca; Decapoda; Palaemonidae
Product: serine/threonine-protein phosphatase PGAM5, mitochondrial-like
Exons: 9
Coding region: 1-1224 (407 amino acids)
Biological process (GO): positive regulation of mitochondrial fission; peptidyl-threonine dephosphorylation
Cellular component (GO): mitochondrion
Molecular function (GO): protein serine/threonine phosphatase activity
Source: RefSeq, a predicted model, not a curated record